Paramecium tetraurelia is the source of this 1725-nucleotide messenger RNA. RefSeq lists its product as uncharacterized. The transcript has 4 exons. Gene Ontology annotation, molecular function: protein binding; cysteine-type deubiquitinase activity; K63-linked deubiquitinase activity. Gene Ontology annotation, biological process: protein deubiquitination. The record is from RefSeq and is a predicted model, not a curated record. NCBI's taxonomy places the organism in Eukaryota, Ciliophora, Oligohymenophorea, Peniculida, Parameciidae.
AUGAACAUAGGAAACAGAAAUAAUGAUAAUUCAUCUUCAGAAGAAAUAGAUUUGGAAUUAUAGGAUGAUGAAACAUAGGUCAAUUAGGAUUGCCCUUCGGAACAAUAAGUAUUGAGUCACUUAUUGGAAAUAGGAGAAUUCAUAGAUUAUUUAGAUUCAAAUACAAAUAAAUGGGCAACUAUGAAAAUUGUUGAUAUUUAAAACUCAAAUAUAAGACUAUAAUCUCCUUCGUCCUCUAAUACUUUUUGGAUUUAAUUUUCUUAUGAAAUAAUUCGAAAACAGUGGAUCCCUGGAGUCCCAUUAUAGAAUUCAAAAGUUGAAGUUUAUAAUUCUAAUAAAGGAUGGUUAGUUGGUAUAGUUGUCCAGAUAGAAAAGGACGAAGCACUUAUACAUCAUUAAGGAUAUAAGAGGAUUUACGAUCAGAAUUAUUAGCAUAAGGACAUUCAUCCCCUUGGUUUGAACUCCAGUGAACCUGGAAUAGGAAAAUUAUUAAAAUAACAACCAUAAUCUCUUAUGAGAUUGUAACAUCGAUUCAAUCUAUAUUUACAAUUGUAAAAUUUCUUAACCAUGCGAAAAAAAUACAAGGAAAUGGAAACUUCCUUGCAAUCAAUUUUGAGUGAGUAAGGAAUGCUGAUUAGAGAUGUUUAAGGCGAUGGCAAUUGUAUGUUUAGAGCUAUAAGUGAUCAACUAUAUGGCAAUGAAAUCUAUCAUAAAGAAUUACGCAAAUUUGCAAUGCAAUACAUCCUACAAGAAAAGGAUUAUUUUUAAGAUUAUAUAAUAAAUGGGAAUGUUGAGGAAUAUGUAGAAUACAAAUCAAAAGACGGUGUUUGGGGAGACAACAUUGAACUUUAAGCCUUUCGUGAACUUUAUGAUAUCCCAAUUGAAAUUUAUGUGUGCAGCAAAGAACCGUUAAAAACAGGAUUAGAGGCUAAUCCAUAUAAUAAAGAGCCAAUUAGAUUGUCUUAUCAUGGAAGAUCUCAUUAUAACUCUAUAAAAUUAAAAGAUAAAUAGCAUUCAGCCUUAUUAGGAGUUUUAGAAAUUAGUUAAUAUGAAAAGCAAAUGUUCGAGAAAUUAUAAGAACAGAAAAACAAGUAAAGUGCAAACAAUAAUAAUAGAUGUGGGCAAUAAUUAUCAAGAGCUUAAUUUGAAAAUUGCAUUAGCAAUGAAUUGGAUAUUAUUUUUAAUGAAUCUAAAAGGCUAUUCUAGGAUCAAUAACUAAAAAUUGAGUAAACUGCGAUAAAGGAAUCUUUGUAACAACUAGAAUAUGAAGAAGAGGAGGAAUAACUUAUGGAUAUGGUAAUUAAGGAGAGUGUUCAAGAUGCACAAUUUAAUCAAUAAUUUCCUAUUCAAUAAUAGUAAAAACAAACUUAAUAAUAACAGCAAUAAUAAUAGUAAUAAUAACAGUAAUAGUAAUAAUAAUAAUAAUAACAAUAAUAAUAACAAUAACAACAACCAAAUUUGGAAAAUGAAAUAUUGAGAAAAAUAAUGGAAUAAAGUAAAUAAGAAUAGGAAUAAUAAUUUAUGUAAUAAUUUGAAGAUACUCAAUUUUAAAAUGCUUUGAAAGAAAUAGAAAAAACUAUUUAUGAAGAUCCCAUGAAUAAUCCAACAAUAGCCUAAGUUAUGGCCAUGGGGUUCUUUACGCUUGAAUAGGUAGUUGAAGCAUAUGCAAUUCAUAGAGAUGACCCAGAUAUGAUCAUAAAUUAUCUUUAUGAAAAUUUCUAAUGA